CGGACAACGUGAAGGCGUUGGGAGCGAGCGCGAGCUGAGCUGAACCGAAAUCAAGGAAGGUCCGCUAGAGAGAGACUGCGUCUGGCCUUUAAAAUCAUUAAAUAACGGCUAAACGAAAACAUUCAAGGGUUUCUCCUUCAGGUUCACCCCCUUUUUUUCUUUUUUUUUUUCUUUUUUUUUCUUUUUUUCCUUUUGUUUGGUUGAGAGGCUGAGCGGGGUGAAGUCAAUGGUAGAGGUGGGCUAGCGUCCCAGGGACAGACGGACAGACAGACGGACGGCGGAUUCCGCCACACAAAGAGAGGAAACAUGAGCGCAGCCAAACCCAGCGGCCUCAAAGCGCCCAGCAAGAUCGGCCGACCUGCAGGGGGCACUAAGACCGCCCCCCCCACUGCAGGAGCCGCCAAGACCUCCCCCUCCGCUGCAGGGCCCAAGCCGGCCCCCCCGGCCGCCGCGGAGGCCCAGGAUGGGGGUGAGAGUUUCCAGGUGGGGGAGCGGGUGUGGGUGAACGGGAACAAGCCGGGGUUCGUGCAGUUCCUGGGGGAGACCCAGUUCGCCCCGGGGCAGUGGGCGGGCAUCGUGCUGGACGAGCCCAUCGGGAAGAACGACGGCUCGGUCGCCGGCGUGCGCUACUUCCAGUGCGAGGCGCUCCGCGGCAUCUUCACCCGGCCCUCCAAACUGUCCCGCACGGAGGGCGAGGCCAACGGCACGCAGACUGCCCCCUCGUCCCGAGCCCCCUCCCCUACGCCCUCCUCCGCCUCCCAAUCCCAGACCCAGAGCCAGCCCCCCGCCGCUGCUACGACCCCCUCCCCCACCCCAGCCCCCACCCCGGCCGCAAAGAAGGCUUCGCCCCCCACCCCAGCCACCCCGGCGACCCCAGCAACCCCAGCAACCCCCGCCUCCAACCUAGCUCGCACUGCCAGCGAGUCCCUCUCCAACCUGUCUGAGACGGGGUCGGUGAAGAAGGGCGAGAGGGAGCUCAAGAUGGGCGAUCGCGUGCUGGUGGGGGGAACCAAAGCGGGCGUGGUGCGUUUCCUGGGGGAGACGGACUUCGCCAAGGGGGAGUGGUGCGGUGUGGAGCUGGAUGAGCCUCUGGGGAAGAACGACGGGGCUGUGGCGGGAACCAGGUAUUUCCAGUGCCAGCCCAAGUACGGGCUGUUCGCCCCGGUGCACAAGGUGACGCGUAUCGGCUUCCCCUCCACCACCCCGGCCAAGGCCAAGACCACGGCCCGCAAGGUGGUGACCACGCCCGCGGGGCUGAAGCGCAGCCCCAGCGCCUCCUCCAUCAGCUCCCUGAGCUCCGUGGCCUCCUCCGUCAGCGGCAAGCCCAGCCGCACGGGCCUGCUGACGGAGACGUCUUCGCGGUACGCGCGGAAGAUCUCGGGCACCACGGCGCUGCAGGAGGCGCUGAAGGAGAAGCAGCAGCACAUCGAGCAGCUCCUCGCCGAGCGCGACCUGGAGCGCGCCGAGGUCGCCAAGGCAACCAGCCACGCGGGCGAGGUGGAGCAGGAGCUGUCCGCCAUGCGGGAGGGCCAGGAGCAGUAUGUCCUGGAGAUGGAGGCGAAGAUGGACCACCUGCGCACCCUGGUGGAGGCUGCAGAUAAGGACAAGGUGGAGCUGCUGAACCAGCUGGAGGAGGAGAAGAGGAGAGUGGAGGACCUGCAGUUUCGUGUGGAGGAAGCGUGCAUUACCAAAGGUGACCUGGAGACGCAGUCCAAACUGGAGCUCGUCCACAUUAAGGAACUCGAACAGAGCCUGCUCUUUGAAAAGACCAAAGCUGAGAAACUCCAGAGGGAGUUAGAAGACACUAGGGUUGCCACGGUUUCUGAGAAAUCGCGCAUUAUGGAGCUGGAGAGGGACCUGUCGCUGAGGGCCAAAGAGGUGGCGGCGCUGCAGCAGCGCCUCGACUCCUCGCUGGGGUCGGGGGUCGCGGACACCGCCUCCCCGCUGCUGGAGGAGUUGGGGGCCCUGCGCGCACAGCUGUCUGCCCAGAGCGCGGAGCACCAGGGCCAGCUCUCCGCCCUCCGGGCCCAGCUGGAGGCCUCGCAGAAGGCCCACGGCCAGGAGCUGGAGAAGCUAGCGGCCGCUAACGCCCAGGCCUGCGGGGACUCUGAGCGGCUCAGGGCCCGGCUGGAGCAGACGGAGAGGGAGAAGACGGACGCCGUCGAGCUCUGCCGCUCCAAAAUGGAGUCGGCCAACGCCAGCCACCAGCAGGCCAUGGAGGGCCUGAAGGCCUCGUUCAGCCAGGGGGCGGGAGCCCAGGCCCAGGAGCUCCUGGAGCUGAAGACCUCCCAGGAGAGGAUGAGGCAGGAGCUGGAGGAGGCGCGCGCUCAGAGGGAGGCCGAGGCCACAGCCAGAGUCAGGGAGGCGGAGGCGCUCCGGGCUCAGAUGCAGGAGGUGUCGGAGGAGAAGGAGCGUCUGGAGGACUCUCUGCGGACCAGCCUGGAGAGCACGGAGGAGCAGCACCUGGUGGAGAUGGAGGACGUGCUGGGGAAGCUCCACGCGGCCGAGCUGAAGGUAAAGGAGCUGGAGCCUCUGGAGGGCCGCGUGGCCCAGCAGGAGGAGCAGCUGCAGGGUCUGCGAGAGCAGGCCGCGGAGGCCCGGAGCCUCAGCGCCGCCCUGGAGGCCGCCCGCGCAGUGCAGGUACAGGGGGACCAGGAGGCCCAGAGCCUGAGGGCCCGUCUGCAGGCCGCUGAGGGGGAGGCCCUGGAGCGGGGCGGCAAGGCCGGGGAGGUGGCCAAAGACCUGGAGGCCCGGCAGCAGGAGCUGCUCUCCCUGCAGGAGACCCUGGGAGCAGCCCAGCAGGAGAGGGGCUCCCUGCAGCAGGAGGUCAGCAGUCUGAAGGAAAAACUUGAUGGAGUCUCUAAGGAUCAGACUAAAGCCGCACAAAUUAUGCAAGAAACUCUUGAGAAGCUGCGUCAGAAAGAAGAGCUGUGCUCCUCCCUCUCCACUGAGACCGAGGCUCUGAGGAACCAGCUGACUGGCGCAGACAGGAAGCUGAAGGUGGGGGAGGAGAAGGUGGAUCAGCUGACCAGGGACAAGGCUAAGCUGGAGAGCGACAUCGCCGACAUGAUGCGCUCCUCCGGGGACAGCUCCGCCCAGCUCACCAAGAUGAACGAUGACCUCACCCACAAAGAGAGGAGGCUGGAGGAGCUGCAGACGCAGCUGGGGGAGGAGCGGGAGAGAGCGGCUCGGGCAGAGGAGAGCGUGACGCAGAGCCACGCCCGGGCGGAGCAGGAGCUCAGGGAGAGCCGAGAGGAGCACCAGGCCCAACUCACCGCCCUGAGGGAGCAGCUGGCACAGCGGGAGGAGAGCGUGGAGCAGACGCAGGCCCGGUACCAGGAGCUGCAGUCGGCCCAGGAGAAGGCCCUGGGGUCGGCGUCGGAGAAGCACGAGUCCCAGCUGAAGGAGCUCCGGGCCGAGCUGGAGAAGGCCGCGCAGGAGCUGGGCGCCGCGCGCGAUCGGAGCAGCGCGCUGGAGCUGCAGGUGGCCGAGCUGCAGCCUCACAAAGAGCAGGCCCAGUCUCUCGCUGCUCAGCUACUCUCCUCAGAGCAGCAGGCCAAGCAGCUAACCGCAGAGUUGGGAGAGCUGAAAGUGGCAUCAGGGAAUGCCUCAAAGGAAGCUGAGGGCCUCAGGGGCGAAAGAGACGCCCUUCGGGCGAGUCUCUCCGGCUCCGAGGCCGAGCUGUCGGCCCUGAAGGCCAGUCACAAAGACCUCUCCUCCAAAACCGAGGAGCUGCGUUUGCUGAAGGAUCAGCUCUCAAAGGAGAAAGAGGAGCAGUUCUCUCGGAACCAGCAGCUGGAGCAGGAGAAGGCCUCGCUCUCCGCCGAGAAGGCCUCGCUCUCUCGGGCUGUGGAUGAGCUACGGGCCGACGCGGAGAAGAUGGGAAUGGAAAACGGGAACCUCAGAACCGCCGAAGCGGAGCGCUCGGCCAAGGUGGAGGAGCUCCAGAAGACGGUCGCGGAGAAACAAGACGUCCUGGUCAAGUACCAACAGGAGAUCAUGCUGCAGGAGACCAACAGGAAGCAACUGGCCCAGGACUAUGAGAAGGUGUGUGAGGAGAAGGACAACAUCGAGCGUGAGCUGAAACAAAGCAGAGAGGAGCUCAAGUCCGGGAGCGAGACGCUCACUGUGGAGAGAGAUGCCGCAAGGAAAGAGAAGAGUACCUUGGAUGCCAAAAACUCGGAGCUGCAAGCCAAAUUGUCCUCUUUGAUUGCGGAGAAAGAUGACCUCUGUGCUAGGAAUACCCAGCUGCAGGCAGAGAAGGACUCCCUGGAAAAGGAAAAAGGGGAGACGCUCGCCCAAGUUCAGUCACUUGGUUCUGUCAAGGAGGCCCUUCAGGUGGAGAAAAAGGAGCUUCAGGACCAAAUGCAGGCCGUGAAGAAGGACCUGGAGAAGUCCAUCCGCAACAACAAUGAGCUGCAGGCCUCCAAAGAAAGCUUUGCCAAAAUGCUUGAAGAAAGCAAAACCAGCCGAGACGUCACCGACUCGGAGAGGCUCCACCUUCUGCAGGAGAAGGAAGACCUGCUGGCUGCCCAGAGGAAGACAUGCUCAGAGAAGGAGGUGCUUCUGAAGGAAAAGGAGGAGUUGGAGGAGAGGAUACGUCUAACCAAUGAAGAGGCACACGUUGCCAGGGGGAGGUUUGAGCAGGAAAUGGAGGUCGCAGGCCAAGAGAAGGCCAAGCUGGCUCUGAAGCUCACUGAGGCGGAGAAGCGCUUCCAUUCCCUGCAGAAAGAGAAGAAGACCCUGGAAUCCACACUUGAGCAGCAGAGAUCAGAGACUGAGCGCGUGGACCGGGAGAAGGGAGAUCUGCUGGAGAAACACGAGCGUGAGAUCUCGGAGAAGGCCACUCUUGCACAGGAAAGGGACCGGUUGGCGGGAGAUGUCCAAACCCUGAAGGAACAGCUGGGGAACUCGAGUAAGGAGAACUCCAGCCUACUGGAGGCCAGGACCACCCUGACCGCAAAGCUGGAUGAGGCAAAUAAGAAGGCAGAGGAAGCUGACGUCGAGAAGACCUCCUUUCAGCAAGAGCGAGCAGAUCUCCAGGCCCAGCUUCUGAAAAAGAGCUCUGAAGUCAAGGCCCUCAAGAAGGACAAAGCCGCACUCUCGGAGGAGCACCGGAAACUGAAGGAUGAAACUGCGCGUGUGCAGACAGACCUGGGCCAGGAGAAGGACGCCCUAAAGGUAGAGCGGGACUCCCUGGCUUCCCAGCAUGCCGAACUGAAGGAGUCCCUGCUGCGGCUGCAGAAGGAAAAAGAGGAUCUUCUGGCCCAGAAGGGAGACCUCUCUACUCAGAGUGAGUCUCUCUCCCAGGCCAAGGGCGCUCUGCAGUCCCAGCUGGACACCAGCAUCCGCGAAAAGAGCGAAAUGGCCGCCGCCAAGGAUGACCUCUGCAGAAAGAUGGAGGACCUGCAGAAAGAAUUAUCCACUCUGACGCAGGAGAAAACCAAGCUCCUCCAGUCUGAGUCGAGCCUGAAGACUGCGUUGGCCUCCCUCCAUGGUGAAAAGGAAGUCACAGUCUCGGAGCAGGGCAGGAUGCAGGGUGAGUUGGAGCAGCUGAAGGCCUCCCACGGCGGACUGCUCACCGAGAAGCAGCGUCUGUUGGAGGAGAAGGCCCUCGUGGAGGCUAAGAACCAGGAAUUGAGUCAGCAAGUGUCUACGACGGAGCUGGCCAGACAGGAACUUGCAGCAAAUCUCAAGGAAGCAGAAAAGGCAAAAGUGUCUCUUACCCAAGACCUGGAAGCCUUGAAGUCCCAGAAGAAACAGACCGACCAGGAAAAGGGGAGCCUAGCCUCCGAACGGGAAGGCCUUACCGGGAAGCUGCAAGAGUUGGGUAAAGAGCUCAGCUCUUUAACUAAAGAGAAAGCUGAAAUUCUAGCCCUCAAGGCCCAACAGGAGCAGGAGAUUGGGUCUCUCCGCAGCAGCCUGGAGACAGGCAAAGAGGACCGCUCGCGCCUCCUGAAGGAGGUGGAGGAGGUGCGGGCUUCCCGCACAGAGCUCGAGGAGGUGAACCGUGUCCUCCGCGGCGAAAAGACCCAACUGGAGGAGGCACAGCGGGUCUCCCGCGAGGAAGCCGCUGAGGCCUCCCAUGCACAGGGGGCGUUCUCCUCAGCCCUGAGCACCCUUCAGGAGGAGAGAGACACCCUGCUCAGGGAGAGGGACCAGCAGGCCCUGAAAGCCUCUGAGCUAGCGGCCCUUCACCAAAACACUUUGUCCAUGCAGCUUGAGGCUGCGCAGUCGGCAGAGCAGACUGCCCAGACACUGGAGCAGCUGAGGCAGGAGAGCGGCCGUCUGCAGCGGGAGAAGGGCGAGGUGCAGGCCCUCCUGGAGGAGAGCCGGAGCUCCAAACAGGAAGUGGAGCAGCAGCUGGAUGCUCUGAAGGAGCAGAGCGCCCGGCAGCAGGAGGAGUUGAGCCGGUCCAGAGAGCAGCUCGGUUCUGAGGGCCAGCGGGUCAGCAGCCUGUGCACAGAGAUAGAGGAGCUGAGGAGGACAGCAGGGCAGGGGACCCAGAGCCUGGGGGCCCUGCAGGAGGAGAACCGCAAACUGGCCAAAGAGCUGGACGACAGCCAACAGGAAGUCAGCAAGCACAAGAAGCUGGAAGAAGAGCUCUCAUCCCUCACACUCCAGCUCCAGGAGCUACGGAAGAGGGAGAGCUCGCUGAAGGAGUCUGAAGAGGAGAAGGCCUCCCUCCAGAGGACUCUCCAGAAGACCAGUGCCUUGAUCUCCCAGAGGGACUCGGAGCUGGCCACGCUCAGGAGUGAGAUGGCGGUGCUGCGUGAGGGCAGCUCGGCUGCGCAGACGCUGCAGUCUGCAGUGCAGUCUCUGGAGAAGGACAAGGCCCAGCUGCAGGAGCGAGUGAAGACUCUGGAUCGGCGGCUGGAACAGAGCGACUCACGCCCCCCAGGAGGUGAUGCUGCUGUAGACAAUCUGAAAGAGGACGAGUCGGACUUGGCGCAGGGACAGAUCGCCUUCCUGAACUCGGUCAUCGUGGACCUGCAGAAGAAGAACCAGGAGCUGAAGGCCAAGAUGGAGAAGAUGGCGGAAGCGGCUCUGAACGGGAACAACACCAGCGAGCUGGACAACUACGGGUUGGAGGCCCCGCCCAAGAAUAAGCCCCCUCCGCGGCUCUUCUGUGACAUCUGCGACUGCUUCGACCUCCACGACACCGAGGACUGCCCCACGCAGGCCCAGGCCCCCGACUCCCCCCCACACACCGCCUACCACGGCAACCGCUCCGACCUGCGCCCCUACUGCGACAUCUGCGAGGUGUUCGGCCACUGGACCGACUCCUGCAACGAUGACCAGACCUUCUGAUACCUCCAGCACUGCCCCUGCACCCGCCUGCUCGCACACACACACACACACACCCACGCACUCACACGCACUCAUACUCAUAUACGCGCGCAAACACACACACACACACACACACACACACACACACACACACACACACACACACACACACACACACACACACCCACGCACUCAUACUCAUAUACGCGCGCAAACACACACACACACACACACACACGCAUACAUACACACUGUGUGUGCACAAACACACACAUUCUUCCACAAAAGCAACCUCAUGCCAGGCUGGCUUCCACAGCACUUUGUUUUAUGGGCAUGGGUGUACGUCCAUGUAAAUGUGUGUAUGUGUGUGUGUUGUAUGGCGUGUGUGUUUGUGUGUUGUAUGGUGUGUGUGUGUGUGUGUGUGUGUGUGUUGUAUGGCGUGUGUGUGUGUUUGCG
Messenger RNA from Conger conger (European conger), 7746 nucleotides. Its product is annotated as CAP-Gly domain-containing linker protein 1-like. Gene Ontology annotation, biological process: cytoplasmic microtubule organization; positive regulation of microtubule polymerization. Gene Ontology annotation, molecular function: microtubule plus-end binding. Lineage: Eukaryota; Metazoa; Chordata; Actinopteri; Anguilliformes; Congridae. Bases 307 to 7311 code for a protein of 2334 amino acids. The transcript has 27 exons. Gene Ontology annotation, cellular component: cytoplasm; nucleus; microtubule plus-end. The record is from RefSeq and is a predicted model, not a curated record.